Poecilia reticulata (guppy) is the source of this 2546-nucleotide messenger RNA. RefSeq lists its product as uncharacterized. The record is from RefSeq and is a predicted model, not a curated record. NCBI's taxonomy places the organism in Eukaryota, Metazoa, Chordata, Actinopteri, Cyprinodontiformes, Poeciliidae.
UCUCUGUGAAAGCAAGGUAGUUUGCGAUUUAAACUAGAUACUUUGUGAUUUUUCAACAAUCCUAGUGUGCUUCACGAACCCCUGCAAACCCAGGAAGUCAUGAACCGUUCCAUCRAYACAGAUGAUCGACCAGUCCCGGUUAUUGCCGUGGACAUGAUCGUGCCUAUGAUCGAGGAUUUUUUGUGGUCCAUUUCCUUGGAUCAGACGCUGGAUUUGGCUUUAGGUAAACCUGAUAGCGAAACCAAAUCCGGUUUAAAGGAGCUGCUGUUAAACCUGGCSGAGGAAUGUACCACCUUCAUUCUCCACAGCAUCCGAAAUGGACGAAUYAUAUCUCAGGAUGUGGACACCGUCGUUGGCGAUGUCCUGCUAACGACAUUUACAGACAUCCUUCAGAUUAGGGAGAAAGUUCAUCCCAAGACCUUCGACCGUUUCAAUGACUCGUUCAUUAAAUAUGUCAAAGAAAAGGUGAGAUCUAAGAUCUGUUACAUGCAAGAUCAAGCAGCUUCCUUUGUCCUCCAAGUCUCCGAGACAGACGGAGUGGACCGAAUCCUGCCGCACGCACUCAAACUAAUAGAGGAAUUGCUAGUGUGGAGCUGUAAAGAACAUCGGCAGAGAAAACGAAAAGCUGCUGAAGCCCAGCAUAAUUACAACAAGCAACAGAGAGUAGCUGUUAUCUCUGAUGCUGAUCAUUUCCAAGCUGUGGAGAAAAACACCACCAAAAAUCCACAGAACAGAGGGGCCCAAAGAGACAGGGUGCUUCAUACCGUCCACGAUGGGAAUUACACGCACUUCAAAGUGAACCUGUUACCGGUCAUCGCAGAGACACCAGACACUGAGGAGGCAACAAAGAUGAUAGAAGAGAGAAAUCUUGUUCCUGAAAAUCAGGACUCAGACCUGAAGAUUGUGGAUGAAUUCAUCCUGGAGGAUCUUUCAAAGAUCACUAAGGAAAAGGAGUCAGAUCUGAAAAUUGUGGAUGACUUCAUCUCUGAGGAGCUGUCACAGGUCAGAGAAGCGAAAACGACCAUCUCUGAACAACAGAGUUUAGAGAUCCCUGGUGUUUCAUUGGAUGCACUUCAACCAAUGGAAAACUGUGGAUCUAGAUAUCACGUCUCUCCACUACCCUUUGAACAACAGAAGAACAAACACGUCGGAGUCGCAGUUAAGAAGUUCUGUAAAAAAUAUAGUGAAGGGCGAUACAAGAGAGUUGCACCAUCACAGAAAGAUGAAGAAAUACCAGUUCCUUCAGUGGACGACUUCAUCCCAGACAAAUCAAACCUCUCAAAAGGGCUACGAUUGGUUAAUGAGGAGCAGCAACCAGAGAUGACCACAGAGGUUGUUGAGCCGCUGUCACUGGGCUCAGGCAAGGAGAAGCAGCUGUCAUCCAUCUUGCUGCUUGCUAAUGCAGUUGUUAUGCAGGCCGUAACACAAUCACAGAUAGACUGCAACUACAAAGUCUUCCAAGCCAUCACCAAUAGGCUGUCUGAGAAAAUCUAUGCCGAGCUCAUGGGACAAGAGUUGAAUAAUAUCCAACGUAGCCUGAACAAACUCGGCGAUGACAUAUUGAGAGGAGUCUCUAAAAAGUUGUGCUGUGAAAAAAACGACAUUCUUCCACUGUUGGUUUUAAAUGACUCAGUCAUAGACGAGGCAUUCGUUUCCAUUUUCAAAGAAAAAAUAUUGAAACCAGCCAAGAAGCCAGGCGUCAUCCAACGUUUCUGGGCCUCCGUAGAAAAGGCUCUUUUCAGCCUCCAAUAAACAGAACCUGUUUAUUCGAGAACCUGUUUACUAUAAAAAACCUUAUUUCUUAUUGAAGAAUAAGAAGUAAGGUUUCUUAUUUGUAGACAUGGUUUUCUACAAACCCUUCAAAAAAAUUUUAUGAGGGGGAUAGAUAAUAAAAUUAGCAAAGAAAUAAAACACAUUUAAAGGUUUAUUGGUGUUAGUAGGUAAAGUUUUCCAAAAGACUAAUAAAAAAAUUUUAUGAGAUGCAUAUAUAUUGAAACUUAUAUGUUAGGUUCGGUCCUGAAACAGUUAAUGAACAUAACAUAUUGAAGUUUCUUGGCCUUUGUAGGCAAGGCUUUCCACACAAGCACUUUAAAAAGUUAUGAGAGGCACUUUAAUUGGUUUGGGAAAAUAUGGGGAUUUUCUGCCCCACACAAAAAAGUUGCAGCCUGCACUGUUUUCUGUCCUGAGAUCCAAGAUAGGUGAUAGACUGGCGACCUCACCAUGGGGUACCCCACCUCUUUCAGGUGGGGAAGAAGAACCCCACCUGCUGAGGUACCUCCAGGUGAUAAUUACACAACCUGCUGAUUGUGUAAUGUUAACUAAAAACUAAACAGGUGCAGAAAUGGAGGAUUGGAUGGAUGGUUACUCAUCUUUCUGAGAUCAUUAAGGGAAACGUUGAUGAAAAAAUAACUUAUGAUUGGCUGCCGAGUGCCUAUAGAUUGGAAGGAAAACCAAAGUCCCGUCGCCUCCUUCCUGCAUCCUCAACAUACAGCAUACCAAGCUGUGCUUCUUUUCUUUUUUUUUCAUUAUUAUUUCUACUAUUAUUU